CGGAUGUUGAAAACAAACCCGGGUAACUGCGUUUUACCUGACACGAGCGGAACAUUGAUUUAUUAAACUGACUCACUUGAACCCCAUCCGUGCUUGGAUAACGCAUGAUUUAAACAACUAGAAAAGCGGCGCUUACGGAAUAUGGAAUUAUCUGGCAUUAUCAAGAAAAUGGGCCACAUUUUAAUGGAGAUACGAGUGAGAGCAUUGAAGAGCAUUAUCUCCAAGCUGAAGCACUCUCUGAUUUCCAUUGCUGAUAUUGUUCAAGAGAAGAUGCUGUUUGUGUAUCUCCUGGAAUGGUUCAAUUUCCCAGAGGUGCCAAUGCAAGAGGAAGUCCUAAAUUUACUUUUUACUUUAUCAAAGCAUCCAAGUGCAGCCCAAAUGCUGAGAGAUGUAAAUGCGGAGGAUUUCCUCUCCCAACUGUCUGCUAAUGUGGAACCAAGACUUCGAACUGUCAUCGAUGCAAUCCUGGACCAGCUGUUCCAUCUACCUGAGAUCAGCCCCUGUCGCACCACGGUCUGCACACCUGGACUCCACAUUACACCUACAACAGAUUUACCAUCCGAUGAGCAUCAUCCUAAUAUUGGGUAUUUCCAGAAGCAAUUGCCGAACAAUGCGGAUGUACCUCCUCUGAAGAUUGCAGUGCACGAGUCUGUGCAGUGCUUGAAGUUCUCUGUGUUUCCAUGGCUGUCUUUGACAAACACUGACAGACACAUUCUGUCUUCCAAUGAAAGUUCUUUAAGGAGCAGUAACCCCAACUUGGUCCGGGCCACGUGUGAGCUACUGUGCGAUGUUAUCAUGCAGGACUUUCCUGCUGAGAUCUUUCUCCAGAGGCCUAAUAUUGCAAAGAGUCUUCUGUCCCUUCUGAGGCUGAGGUCGGAUAAAGGUAAGGCAUGUUACCUACACUUGCAGGCGCUCUCCUGCCUGAGGCAGCUUUGCACGGGGCUGAGGCAGAGGCUGCGCUUUCAUCGAGAUCCGAGCUUCCACUCUGCCAAGCAAGGAGGUGCUGCCAGUACUGUGUCCCAGAAUUCCUCCUACUCUCAGGAAGCACAGACGACCCAGCGUUCACAGGCUUCUUCCCCAGCAGCGGAGUGCUCUCCUCGGCCAUCUGUUGUUGGUGGAACAGGUCAGAGAGUGAGGGGUGAUGGCCAAGAUGGAGAUGCUGGUUCCAAUAGUGGCAGCUCACAUGGAAGUGCAGCUGGAGCUCAUCCAGCCAGACAGACGCCUCCUGCAGAUGUAGGCCUCUUGUUGCUGCCUGACCUGGGAGUGGAAGAUGACCCAGAGAUGGGGUUGCAGCAGCUCACUUUACCUCAAUUUACUGUUAUGACCCUGGAGCAUGUAAUACCGCUGCUUAAGACGGAUGCUUCACGUGUGUUCUGUUGUGUUCUGGAGCUGCUGUUUGACACCGUCCUCCUGCUUGGUGAAAGCAUCUGUGAACUUGUCUGGGACGAUCACAGCCUGGUGGGGAUGGAGCUGAAGCAGAAGCUGCAAACAUGCAUGAACCUACUAGCAGAUGUACUGAGUUACCACCAGAACAAUAGCAGCAGUCCUCAAGUCCACCACAGAGUUGCAUACACAGGCUCUGCUGUAUUCACCAUUAAGUACCUGCAGACCAUACUUCCUCUUGAAAAGGCGAGUGGGAAUGUCCCAGAGAGUACAGUAACAGCUAUUUUUCACAUGUGCCUGGACAAGUCAUUUGGAAUGGCACUACCCAGCAUGCAAGAAACUGCAGUGGCCUAUGUGGAGCAGUUGAACUCUGACAGCCAUGAGCUGUACAGUCGAGUGAACCGAACUGCUUUGUGGUUGGAAUCCACUUGCUGCUUCCUCAAGGAGGCAAAGAAUGAGGGAGAGAAGAACUGGCCAGAUCUACUGGAGCUGGCAGACCAGGCAAUAGAUGGGCUUCCAUUUCACGAACACUUACCGGUCAUCAAGGAAUGUGUUCAUUUCUGCUCCUACUUGUGGAAGUUUGAUCAGCCUAGUCCAGUCCUCCAGACGGAGAGUCAGAAAAUCCUCCUCAAGCUGCUGUCACAUCCAUUGCUGCCCGUCAAGAUAGAAACCUACACGUGCACAUUAACUGUGGUCAAGGAAUGCCUAGGCAUCCAGAAUGUGUCGAAACAAGAGUCGGGAAUCUGCGGCGGAGUCAACUUCCUCCUACACCACAAGGUGCUGUAUGAAAUAACCGCCUUUGGCCUCCAGGAUUCUGCGGAGAAGGUGAAUGUCGCUGCCAAGGAUAUCCUGCUGUUCCUGCUCAAGGGACGAUUGAUGAUGACAACAUCAACCUGGGACAGAUUUAUUGCAGCACUUUCCCGGGUCAUCGCUGUAUUACAGGGUUAUGCCAGCACUGAGGAGUCACUGGGAAACUGUGUCUUGCUGCUGAGUGACAUGUCGGAGGUGGCGAGAGACGACACGUUUCCAAGCACAGCCAAGUUAAAAGCAGCUCUCAGACUUCUUUUCACUAGACAGCCCACGGUGAGAAUAGCAGCAGUUGAACACAUUAUGGCCCACCUAACUGGAGCACACGAUGCUAAAACAACUAGACCACAGCUGCACCAGUCAGUGACCUCCUCGCUUCCCAAUCUCUAUUGCAUCAGACAUCUUGUGGACGUCACUCUUGACACCAAAAGCAAGUCUGUUUUGAAGGUGGAGGCGGUGGAGAAGCUCUUUUGCAUGUUGUCCUCGGACACUAUUGACUUGGCUCUGAGAAGAUCUGCUGCCGAGCAGCUGUCUGUGGUUCUGCAGGACACAACAAUGCAUCCAGUUCUGAAGAAUCUCGGAAUAACUGAUAGAGCCAUUUCUUUCCUUAUUGACAGUGUCAAUGGUAACAAGAGCUUGGACUGCAUGCUGGAGCCGUGUGUGUGUAUCCUGAGAAAACUAGUGUAUGCUGAUCCACCUCUGAGGACUAGCUUGGCGCAGCGCAGCCUCCUACUCAUCACUCUGCUCCGAGCAUCCCUAAUCAUGAAGGCAAACAAUAAGAACAGGAACGAGGCUGCUGUCCUAAUGAGUUUGCUGCUCUUUGAUGAAAUAAGCAGCAUGGAAAUAUGGUCAGACAAAUCACGAAAUGAUGGAAGUCUCCCAACAUUCUCUCUUCCACUGUCAGUAGUGCGCAGAUACAACAUGCCAUUCCAAGCUGUCAGUCAUCAUGCUGUCAGCCCAUACUGUUGUACCCUGAUACCCAUCUCUGAUCUACUGGUCUUGGCCCCUGCUCGUCAAGCCCUGCAGGUGGCCUGGAACGUUGCAUGGCACAAUGGUGUGGACAACCUGCUUGAGGAUUGCAAUGGCUCGACCAACAACAAUGAAUUCCAUGUUGACUUGAAGCUUUCUGAAGCUCAGAUUGCGUCAUUGCGAAUAACGCACCUUCCCACUGCCCUGAAAGACUGCGUCCAGGCUGUGGUCUCAGCGGCGGGACACAGUUCAGUCAUUGCGGCUCUCUCCAGGCUCAACAUCCAUUUGAUGAUCGAGAGACUGUCCAUCCCUUCCGCAGCCACCUACAGAUGUAGAGAAAUCCUACACUCGCUCGCCUGGCAGGCUGCCGUGACCAGGUUUCUCCAGGUUCAUCCAGCCUCUGUGGAGGAUGAGAGGCUGCUGUCGUACGUCAUUGCAUUUCUGAACGCAUACUUCAAACAUGCGUGCACAUACUGGUCAGACCCGGAGGACAAAGACCUGCGCUGGAUGUUAGAGCUGCUUCUCAAUGAGGACGCUGUCUUUAAUUUGCUCCCUGGUGUGGAGACUGCAAACCCCGGCCAACACCCAGACGAGUCACAGGAAGUGAAGAACCAUGUUCGCCAGAAAUUACAGCGAGAGCUCACUAGCCUUUUUAAAAUCUUGCUUUGUCACUUGACACAUACUUCAGACAGGCUAUGUUUGGCACUAGCCGGCCCUUUCAAGGGCCAGCUGGCACUCCGCUUCCUUCAGAGCCUCCGGGUGUCUGAUGCGCCGCACUUCUACGGCCUCCCCAGCCUGGAGAGGACUCUGCAGGGCAUCGUCAGCCUGACUGCCCAGUCUGGCUGGAGCUUGCACUGCCUUGACCUUUCGCCCACCUCCCUCUGCGCCAAGUAUCUCAGUGGCCUGCUAGAGGUUAUCUCCUCAUUUUAUGUGAAGUGGGGGGGCAACUCCAUGUCAUUUAUGGGGAAAGGCGUUACCAAGAAUGCUGUCAUCUGCCUGCUUCACUUGUCUCAUGAGAUGAUGGCCGAAAGUAAGGAAAAGGACAUCAUUUCCAUGUGGUCUUUGGGGAACGAGAACACCGCUGAGGAAUCAAACACUUCUCAGCUGGGUUUGGCCUGGCUUAUCCCACUCUGGGUGGACAGGGAUCAAGAGGUUAGAUUUGCCAGUUUGGGUUUAGGUGCCGCUCUGUCGUCGGUUGAGAGCGGGUGCCAGGCCCUGUGUGCCAGCUGCCAGAACAUCAGCGGAGGCCUGUGGGGAACAUUGCUCAACAUUCUACUUGAUCAGCACGAGAGCAGCAUGGUCCGGAGAGAGGCUGCCUUUAUCCUGCAGAACCUGCUGGUGAUGCCCAUGCCUGCCAAUACAGAAGAGGCCGAGGACUCCCACUGGCAGCAACCUUGUGUCCACAACGAGGUGUCUGGUGUGUCUUUAGUUGGUCUUCCUGCGCUCCAGGCUCUGCUUUACCACUUUCAGUAUUUCCAGCACAUUGCUCUGUCCGCCUCUGCCUGUUACAGAGGCAGGUACACUUUUUAUCUUCAAAAACCUCUUUUGGGGGCUCCCAGUCGACUUGGACCUCAAGACAGUGCUUCAGUUGUUUCAGAUAAUUCCCUGCAGUUUUGGAGAAGUGCUACAGCAGCAGCAGCUGGAGAUUCCAGCAGACCUCCUAGCUCCUUGUCUACGUCAUGCACCACGUUAAGACAUUCAGGGUCUGAGACCUCCAGGGCUGUGACCCCCAUGAGCUUCACAGGAGAUGCUCCUGUUAACAGGUUAACGGCACAAGGUCAAAGCGACAUUGACACCAGCGACUCAGUUGUUUCCCAAGACCACCAACCAGGCCAGGCCUUGUCCACGCAGCCUGUCAUCAUGGUUACUCCUGACCUUUUUGUGGCCCAUUGUGGCCUGCUGAUGAACUUGCUGGCCAUCUUGCCAGAUUUUACCCUGACGGCCAUUCAACAGAAUCAGCUCUUGCAAGUGUUGGCAGGUUUAGUAGAUAUUGGGCCAAUUGAAAAAUGCUUCAGUGAACUGAAGGCACCAAACAUCCUUCCUGGAGAGGGCGAAGACAUCAAGAGUCAGCUCAUCAUGCUUCUUCACUUCCUGUCCGGCUUUUCCAAGUUGCUGCAGUCCUGCGUCUCGCUGAGCCAAGAGCUGAUUAGACAGUUGGACUUCCUGAAACAGUUGUUGUCCACCCUAGUGGCGGCGCUCACCCUGAACACCGUCGGAUUAGAUCAAAGUACGCGGGACACCGUCCUUGCAUGCUGGUCAGAUGUGUUUACACUCAUGGCUACUCUGGUGAAGAGGGACAGUUUUAUGGUCUACCCAUCUGUUUCUGCUGCACUGGGGAGACGCUGGCAGAUGUUCACAGAAACUCUUUCAUUGUGUGUACUUGAGAAGUUUGUGGACCCUCAUCUGCAGAAAGCAGCUUUGCAGUUCCUUUCGACCAUUUUUGCAGAAGAGACAAAAAGGCGCGAGGAAGUCGUCACGACUUUAAACCCAGACCGCGUUGCCACUUUAGCCGAUGUGCUGGGCGGUCCAUCAGCCAGCCAGCUUUGCGAUCUUUUGCUGCAAAGUUUUGAAAGGAGGACUCUUCAGGAUCCACUUAAAAAUUCAACAGCCAGAGCUUUGAUGGCUCUCCUGGCCUGCAGCACAGCUGCACAGGACCAUGCUGCGAAAGCCGGCUUAAUUGACUGCUGUGUGGAUCAGAUGAAGCAGAUUCACUCGCAGCUCAGCCUCGAGUCAAUCCAAAGCGGCAAGCCUUCCUAUCGCAAAAAGGAAGAGGGCUACUUCAAGGAGGUCAAGCUGAUGGUGGAAAUCCUGCGGAGUACUUUUUACCACAACCGGGAAAACAAAAUUUUAGCCAAAGAUGCAUGCCUCACAAUGGUGCUGCAUGCACUUUGGCCUUGGUUUCUAAUGGACGACCCCCUCCUGGAGGCGGUACUGGAGCUCCUCUGUGUCUACACGGCCGACUGCCCUACAGCAUGCAGUUCGAUAUGUGGUGGAGGGGCCGGUGUUGCACCAGGACCAAAAGGUACCACUAGUGGCUUACUAAUCCAGUCCAUUUUGAGGUUGGUUUCUGGCAUCGCCCCUGACAACAGCCCCACCCAGAAGCUUUCCUUCUCCCUGCUGGCCAACUUGGUCAUGUCUCGUGACUGCAGGUGCGUCCUGCAGAAGACCAACUUCUUGCAAGCUUUCACGUCAGUGCCCAUGCCCAAGGUGGGCGGCGCCAGGGGCACAGGCGUCGGCAGCGGCUCGGGCGGCCUGAUGGGUCUGUGGCUCAGGCUGCUGGUCAAUCUGUCGUUUUCAGAUGACGGCCAGCAAAGUAUUCUCAGGGCGAGUGGAGCGCUGGAAGUGCUGGUCGAUCUGGCGCCGCAUCGACGUCCCGCUCUGCUUACCCUUCACAACCUUUGCUUUUGUCCUGCCAACAAGCCACACGUCAUGGCCAAUGACAAAGCUCUAACAGUCCUGUUCUGCUGUCUGGAAAGUAAAGAGAUGGAGAUGUGCUGCAUCGGAGCAUCUGCACUUUGGGCGUUGCUCCAUAAUAACCAACGGGCCAAGAUUUCUCUGAAAUGUCCUUCAGUUCGAUUGCGGAUUGAGGAAGCCCACCGCAUGUCUAAGAAAAAUGCUGAGAACAAACAGAAGCCUUUAUGUGCCUACUCGUUGAAGUGCCUUGAAAACCUCUCCCAGCUGCUUAACACAUGAUUGCAAUUUUGUGUAAUAUUAUGAUGUAUCAUAUGAAGCAAAUAUUUUCUUAUUAAAGUGCCAACGGCCUGCA
This is a messenger RNA of Syngnathoides biaculeatus (alligator pipefish), 6925 nucleotides long. RefSeq names its product rotatin (gene rttn). The coding region runs from base 142 to 6852 and encodes 2236 amino acids. Gene Ontology annotation, biological process: centriole-centriole cohesion; ciliary basal body organization; centriole replication. The transcript has 49 exons. The record is from RefSeq and is a predicted model, not a curated record. Gene Ontology annotation, cellular component: ciliary basal body; centriole; centrosome. NCBI's taxonomy places the organism in Eukaryota, Metazoa, Chordata, Actinopteri, Syngnathiformes, Syngnathidae.